Molecule: messenger RNA, 3363 nt
Organism: Capsicum annuum
Lineage: Eukaryota; Viridiplantae; Streptophyta; Magnoliopsida; Solanales; Solanaceae
Product: phosphoinositide phospholipase C 6
Exons: 13
Coding region: 340-3183 (947 amino acids)
Biological process (GO): lipid metabolic process; phosphatidylinositol-mediated signaling
Molecular function (GO): phosphatidylinositol-4,5-bisphosphate phospholipase C activity
Source: RefSeq, a predicted model, not a curated record
GUAGGCGUUGGUUAGAACCGCUGUAGGUCUUUUUUUAAGUUUUUUUUUUUUUUCCUGUUUAUUAUUAAUGUUGUGUUCGACCACAUCACCUUCCUAUACUCCUCAAAUUUUGCUCCAACGCCCCUUCGAAGAUUUCUUCCUCGUCAACCAUUUUUUUUUUUUUUUUGCAUUUUCUUUGUAAUUCCAUUAAAAAAUAAAAAAGAAUAGUUUUUGCUUCUCUAUCCUAGUAAAACAGACGAAAGAACAAGAAGGAUGAUCCAGAAGAGAAACUUGGAAAAACAAUCCAUCCCAAUUAGAUUAAAAAGAAAGCAUUUGAAUUAUCAAUAAUUAGAUUGGAAAAUGGGGAGUUACAAUUAUUACAAAGUGUUGGGAUGUUUUAAUAGGAAGUUCAAGAUCAGCGAGACGGGUCCACCACCGGACGUUAGCGAUGCAUUUUCCUUAUAUACGGAAAAUGGGAGCCACAUGACGGGGGAUCAAUUGAGUCGUUUCAUAGUGGAGUAUCAGGAGGAGGAAGGGUGCACCAUUAAUGAAGCUGAACAAAUUAUACAAGAGGUUGCCAAUCGCCGGCACCAUCUUACCAAGUACAGUCGGAAUGCGCAUUCUUUUGAACUCGAAGAUUUCUUCUAUUAUCUAUUUCAGGAUGAUCUCAAUGCCCCAAUCAUGUCUCAGGUACAUCAUGAUAUGAAUGCUCCAUUGCAACAUUAUUUCAUUUAUACAGGUCACAAUUCCUACCUUACUGGAAAUCAACUAAGCAGCGAUUGUAGUGAAAUUCCAAUAAUUAGAGCUCUGGAAAGAGGUGUGAGGGGAAUAGAGCUGGAUUUAUGGCCAAAUUCAGCGAAGGAUAAUGUGCAUGUUCUUCACGGGAGGACCCUGACAACGCCCGUGCCACUACUUACAUGCUUAAGGUCAAUUAGGGAUCAUGCAUUUAUUAAAUCUCCUUAUCCUGUCAUAAUUACGCUGGAAGACCACUUGACGCCAGACCUUCAAGCAAAAGUUGCAGAGUUGGUUAUCCAAGUUUUUGGGGAGAUGCUGUAUUAUCCUGAGUCAGAAUGCGUAGAGGAAUUUCCUUCACCUGAAGAGCUUAAGCAUCGGAUUAUUCUUUCUACCAAACCACCCAAAGAAUAUCUGGAGUCGAAGCAUCACCGAGAAAUAGAAAUUGCAUCUCCUGUGAACAAAGAUUCAGUUGAAGGGGACAUUUUGGUCAACGGGACUUCAGAAGUUACAGGACAUGAAGCUGAUUAUAAGUGUGAUAUUGAUCAAUAUGAUGAAGAUGGUGGUACCUCCAACUACCAAUCAUCCCUGCAAGGAGCACCUCAGUACAAGCGUCUGACAGCAAUGAAUGCUGGAAAGACCAAAAGUGAAUUGAAGCAUGAACUAAUACCAGAAGAGCUUAAGCAUCAAACAGUUCAUGAUACCAAAUCACCCAGAGAAGAUUCUGACCUGAAACAUGCCAGAGACAAAGAAAAUGUAACUAUAGUUAGGAAAAAUUCAGUAGAAAGGGACUUUUUGAUCAAGGAUACGUCAGAAUUUACAGUCGAAGAACAUGAAGCUGAUGAGAGGAAAGCUAUAGAUCAAGACGACAAAGAUAGUGAUCGCUCAACCCAUCGAUCAUCCCAUAUAGGAACCCCUCGGUACAAGCGCAUGGUAGCAAUGAAUGCUGGAAAAGCAAAUUAUGAAUUGAAGCACGCGCAAAUACCUGAAGAGCUUAAGGAUGGGACUCCUCUUUCUCCCAAGCCGCCCAAAGAACAUGUUGAGUUAAACCAUCAGACAGACAGAGAAAGUGCAUCUCCGAGUGAUAUAGAUCAAGAUGACUUAGGAAGAGGUAACUCUAACAGUCGGUCAUCCCAGCAAGGAGCACCUCAGUACAAGCGCAUGGUAGCAAUUAAUGCUGGGAAGGCAGAAUGUGGUUUGAGGCAUUCACCAACACCUCAAGAGCUUAAGCAUCAAAAAAAUAUAGAAAGUGAGUCUUCGGCGACGAAAGGUUCACUUCAAGAUUUUCUGGACAAGGAUGCUUCGGAAAUCAUAGAAGAAGUACAUGAAACUGCUGAGAGGAGUGAUUUAGAUCAAGAUAACCUAGUAGGUGAUAAUCCUAACCAUUGGUCAUCCAAGCAAGGAGCACCACAGUACUUGCGCAUGGUAGCAAUUAAUGCUGGGAAGGCAGAAUGUGGCUCGAGGCAUUCAUCAACAUCUCAAGAGCUUAAGCAGGACAGAAAUAGAGAAAGCGAGUCUUCGGUGAGGAAAGGUUCACUUCAAGACUUUCUGGUCAAGGAUUCUUCAGAUAUCAUACAAGGAUAUGAAACUGAUGAGAGGAGUGAUACUGAUCAAGACAAUGAAGAUAAUGAUACCUCAAACAACCUAUCAUCCCAGCUUGGACCACCCAAGUACAAGCGUUUGAUAGCAAUUCGUGCUGGGAAGGCAAAACAUGGGCUGAAGCAUACACUAACAGAUGAGGUAAUUAAAUUCAGUCGUCUAAGUUUGGAUGAACAAGCACUUGAAAAAGCUGCAACAAAUCAUGGAAAGGAUUUGGUCAGGUUCACUCAAAGGAAUAUUCUGAGGGUAUUUCCCAAGGGAACACGAGUUACCUCCUCAAAUUUUAAACCUAUGACUGGCUGGAUGCAUGGAGCUCAGAUGAUUGCAUUUAACAUGCAGGGAUAUGGAAAAUCACUCUGGAUUAUGCAUGGGAUGUUUAGGUCUAAUGGGGGAUGUGGCUUUGUACAAAAACCUGGUUUUCUCAUGGAAAGAGGACCACACAAUGAAGUAUUUGAUCCCAAAGUGACAUUGCCGGUGAAGAAAACUUUAAGGGUCAGAGUAUACUUGGGAGAUGGAUGGCGCUUGGAUUUCAGCCACACACACUUUGAUGCCUUUUCUCCCCCAGACUUUUACACAAAGCUAUAUAUAAUUGGAGUUCCAGCAGAUGCUGCAAAGAGAAAGACCAGGAUAAUAGAGGAUGAUUGGGGUCCUAUAUGGGGUGAAGAGUUUAAAUUCCCCUUGACAGUGCCGGAGCUGGCUUUGCUUCGGAUUGAAGUACGAGAGCAUGACAUGUCAGAUAAGGAUGAUUUUGGAGGCCAGACAUGUUUGCCUGUUUCAGAGUUGAGACCUGGGAUCCGAGCAGUCCCUCUCUAUGACAAGAAGGGUGAAAAACUUAAAUCUGUUAGGCUGCUUAUGCAAUUUCGAUUUGUCUGAGGUGCAAUUUUUUCUUUUUCUUGGUAGGGUUUUUUGUCCAAAAAAGAAAAGAAGCCCUAUUCUAUUGUUUUCUUGUAUAUCCUUUGUGGGAUUCUCUCACAUCCUGUUUGUAUAAUGGAUGUGAAGCUGUAGUAUUAGCAAGGGCAAGAAAAACUAUAAUAUUAGCAAGGGAAAGAAAAA